CAAAGCCACACCCGAAACCACUUCACUUUCACAAUUAGUCAUCCGCUUUCGUUUCCUCACAAACACAAAAACAGUGUCACUGCAAGUGGAAAGAAAAAAAAAAAAAAAAGGAAAAGAAAUGGCGACGCUUAAAGUUCCCGCCCAUGUUCCACCUCCAUCUGAGGAUGCUGAACAGCUCCAUAAAGCUUUUCAAGGAUGGGGAACGAAUGAGUCGUUGAUUAUUGACAUUUUGGCUCAUCGCAAUGCUGCUCAACGCAACUUAAUUCAGAAAACCUAUUAUGAAGCUUAUGGGGAAGAUCUCCUUAAGACCCUAGACAAAGAACUUUCCAGUGACUUUGAGAGGGCUGUAAAGUUAUUUACACUGGAUCCUGCUGACCGUGAUGCAUUUUUGGCUAAUGAAGCUACUAAGAGGCUCACUUCAAGCCACUGGGUUCUCAUUGAAAUUGCUUGUACUAGGUCUUCACUUGAGUUGUUUAAGGUGAGGCAGGCAUACCAUACUCGCUAUAAGAAAUCCCUGGAGGAAGAUGUUGCACAUCACACAACCGGAGACUUCCGUAAGCUGUUGGUUCCUCUUGUGAGUGCAUUCCGAUAUGAGGGAGAAGAGGUGAACAUGACACUAGCAAAAUCAGAGGCAAAGAUACUUCAUGAGAAGAUCUCCGACAAAGCUUAUAACAAUGAGGAGAUCAUUAGGAUCCUGACAACAAGGAGCAAGGCACAAAUUAAUGCAACACUUAAUCACUACAACAAUGCAUUUGGGAAUGCCAUCAACAAGGAUUUGAAGGCUGAUCCUAGUGAUGAGUUCCUCAAGUUGCUGAGAGCAACAAUCAAAUGCUUGACCUGUCCUGAGAAAUACUUUGAGAAGGUUCUGCGAUUGGCCAUCAACAAGCUAGGGACAGACGAAUGGGCUCUUACUAGAGUUGUCACCACUAGGGCAGAGGUAGACAUGGAACGUAUUAAAGAGGAAUACCAUCGCCGAAACAGUGUUACUCUGGAUCAUGCCAUUGCUGGAGACACUUCCGGAGACUAUGAGAAAAUGCUCCUUGCCUUGAUUGGCCAUGGUGAUGUUUGAGCCAAUCCUAAAAUGCAGAGCAGAACGAUUUAUCUUUCGUGUGCAUGUUGCUUAUGUAUUUCCCUUGCCAGACUUCACCUUUCUGGCGUGUUAUCUUUGCAUGGACGGAUGUAUUGCUAAAUCUGGGUAUCUUUCUGGAAUGUUUUUAGUACCUGUGCUGGCUUCAUAGAAGUUGGGAAUGAACCAGUUUGAUGUUUUGUUAUAUCCUAUGGUAUACGAAUGUCCUGCAGUUGCUUGGUGUUUUAAUAUAUCAAAUCUAACAUUGAAUGGGACUGAGUAGCCAUAGUUGAUAUGUAACUUGGAUCCCCGGUUUAAUAUCACAUUACUUCUCUUCC
Messenger RNA from Ricinus communis (castor bean), 1404 nucleotides. RefSeq names its product annexin D2. The coding region runs from base 119 to 1069 and encodes 316 amino acids. Gene Ontology annotation, molecular function: calcium ion binding; calcium-dependent phospholipid binding. The record is from RefSeq and is a predicted model, not a curated record. Gene Ontology annotation, cellular component: cytoplasm; cytosol. The transcript has 5 exons. Lineage: Eukaryota; Viridiplantae; Streptophyta; Magnoliopsida; Malpighiales; Euphorbiaceae.